Ectocarpus siliculosus is the source of this 2694-nucleotide messenger RNA. Lineage: Eukaryota; Phaeophyceae; Ectocarpales; Ectocarpaceae. The record is from the annotation of a GenBank genome assembly.
AUGAGGCGGUACGUGCCAGGAAUCCAUGCCCGAGGGCGCUCUCCUAGCGCCGAGGGACUGCUAGAUGGAGACGGGGCGGGGAAAGGGCACGCUCCUAAAGCUGGAGGCGCGUCCACCAAGCCUAUUUCAGUCUCUGCUGGGGCAGCGGUAGCCAUCAGCCUCGUGGCAUUCACAACGGUCGCACUCAAGAUCCACAAGUACGUUGUCGUUGGCGGAUCAUGGUCCUCGUCAGGAGCAGCGGCCGUGAUAGCCGAGGACAUGGCCCUCUUUGUCGCGGUGUUUGGGCUGUGGUACAUGACAAACAGCGUCCCAGUCGGGGUGGCGAGGGUGUGGCCGCUAGCCGUUACGCGGUUGCUGUGGGGUGCCAUGGUGGGGUUGACCUUGGUCGCACUGGCGUUUCUCGGAAUCGAGCACUUGUACUUCUGCAGUACGGGGUCUUUGCUGGACCCAGACAUCAUCAAAGUAGUCAAAAAGAGUCUCGGUCCGAUCAUCUUCAUCGCCCUACAAAUCGAGGGCAAGCGCGGUAAACGCAUGGCCUUCUUUGGAACCGGAUUUCUGGCAGCUGGAGGGGCGGUCGUGUACAAGAUACGCCAUGGGAUUGCUCCUCGUCUUGCUGGUGGUGGUAGCCUUCAUAUGAGGCGACUGCGGAAGGGACUGUCAAGGUGCCUGCGAGCGGUAUGGAAAAGAGUGGCCCGCUUCAUGCCAUCGCGUGUUGUGCUGAUGACCCCGUGUCCGGCCAAGGUGGUCGCGUUGCCGAAAGUACCUGCAGCUGUAGCGGCACUUUCGACGUUCGUCUUCGUGUCGGCCGGCCUUGGGCCAGGCCUCUUCGGCAGCGACAGCGACCACAGUCGCGUGAAGCUACUGCGCAGGAACUGCUUCGUUGCGAUCGCCCUGGGUAUGAGAAGCACGCCCUGGGCAACCAGCAGUGAGCAUUGGGCAUCGUCUGUGCUUGCGGCGGUAUCGCCGAGGAUCGUCGGGGGCAUCGACGUUGACGCCAACAAGCCGGAAGGCGCCGCGACCAGCGCUGGAAAUGGCGGGGACGCUGCUAGCGCUCGUGGGAAGACAUCCAAGAGACCCAAUGUGGUGGUGGUCGUGCUGGAGUCAACCACCGGUACGAUGGUGACGGGUUCGAACAACGAGGGGGUGUCGCCAUGGGCGAAGGAGCUUGCCUCCCGUGGUUUAUCGUCUUCCAAGUUCUACUCCUCCAUGCCCAACACCAACAAGGCCAUGUUUCAGGUGAUGUGCGGCAUGACUCCCUCGCUGGAGACUGCAUGGGUAGAGUUUGACCGACCCGAUGUACUGAAGGCGGUAUGCCUACCGGGCCUUCUGAGAUCAAAGCUAGGGUAUCAAUCGCUGCUGCUCACCGGCUCCAUGGUUGGCGGCUUAAGCGUUUUCGGGCACGAUGAUGCCAUUGGUUUCGCGGGGGAGAAAGAGCAAGGCGGCCGCGCGGGCUUUAAAUCCAGACAGGUCAACGACAAGUUUUCCUUCAAGCACGGGGCUUUCGAGAAGGUCAACUACCUAGGAUACGACGAUCACGUGGUGCUCAACCGUUCGAUUUCCUUUCUCCUCGGAGAAGAUCAAGCGCAAGAGGACGGCCGCCUUGGGCACAAUGGCGGCGAAGCUGGCGGCAAGCUGCUGACCAUCCUCACGGUGGGGCCUCAUCAUCAUCACGACGUACCUUCGGAUUUCUUACCGCAAGACUUUGCGCCCUGGGAUCAGGCCUCGGACACUAACUCUCUUCAGUACAAGUACCGCGUCGCGCUGCGCUACCAGGACCUGUUUUUGGAGAGACUGUUCAAGCAGCUGGAUGACACCGGCCUGUCCGACAACUCAUACGUGGUCGUCGUCGGUGAUCACGGCGAGGCUUUCAACGAGCACGGUUUCGACAAGCACGGCAAUAACGUCUACCAGGAAGGGGUCAUCGUGCCCUUCUUCCUCACGGCCCCGCCGGGAGACACCAGAAUCAUUCCUGGACAAACCCUACACCGGGUUGGAAUGCAGGCGGAUAUCACCCCGACUUUGCUGGACCUGCUGGGCUUGUGGAAUCCGCAGGCGAUGCUCCCGUCACGGCUCCAGGAGACUGACCCCUCCGAGGAAGAUGAGGCUAGGAGUGGGGAUUCAUUUUCACAGCCGCAAGGGUUAAGGGGACACAAUGAGGUCUCCAAUCGCAAACGUGGCGGAGGGUCCACGCCUGACGCGAGGCCGGGGGGUGAAAGAGAAAGGGAAUUUUCUGCGGUUGGGUCGGGUUUGAUCGGGGACAGUCUUCUCGGUCCGGAGUUUCGGAGAUGCGCGGUCAGCUCGACGCACUUCGGCAAAAAAACUCUUGCCGUUGUGGCCGGCGACUGGAAGGGGCUCUUCGCGUACGACUUGAAGAAACGGGACAAUCAAACGCACGUUGAGGUACUGCACGCGCAGCUGUUCGCGCUGUCGUUAGACCCCCGAGAAACUGAAAAUCUCAACGAGGUUGCCGGAUCUGGCAGUUGCUGCCCGACCGAUGACAAGGCAAGCCUUUCAAGUCCGUACGCGCCCAGAGAAGAAACAAUGUCUGCUUCUUGCGACAAAGCGGCGCGUUAUACUGCACAAGUGGUUUUACAUGGCGAUGGCAAGGAGGAUGCCGCGGAAGUGUGCUGCCUUCUCGAGACGGCGGCCGUUGCCUUCGUCAAGGACAACCUGGCUUUCUUUGGCCGACAAUAA